Messenger RNA from Anopheles arabiensis, 6649 nucleotides. RefSeq lists its product as uncharacterized. Lineage: Eukaryota; Metazoa; Arthropoda; Insecta; Diptera; Culicidae. The transcript is spliced from 3 exons. The record is from RefSeq and is a predicted model, not a curated record. The coding region runs from base 887 to 2572 and encodes 561 amino acids.
GUGUUUCCGUGUAUAUAUGUGUGUGUGUGUGUGUGUGUGUGUGUGUGUGAUGUUAUCAGUAGAAGUUCAGAAGAACUUGAACAGGGUCUAGAAUAUCUUUUGGAGGUGAUGGCGACAACCAACACAAGAAGACCGCCCAAACAAAGUUCUUGAAUUUCUGGGGCGGGGAGAGUGUACGUGCGUGUGUAGUUUUGAGUGCAGUUAGGGUACUCGUUGUUGAAUUUCUCACCCGAAGAAUUCGACGCCAUUGUUUGAAGAAUUUGACGAAGAACAAGACACAGGAAAGGGACGCUGUAACUGGUGGGAGCUGAUGAAGAACGUGGUCACAAAGCACCUCACAAGUUGGGCCAACAUUUGCAGAACACUGUUUCUUUGCCCCCCUCCAAAAAUCUUCAAAGCAUAUUCUGGGAAGCUCCAACAGCUUUCCCUGAAUCAAACGUAUGACGUCUGAUGAAAAAAAGGGCCGGGAAGACACACCUCCAAGGACUAGUAACUGCGUCAUGUGUCGCUGUGUCGUAUUGAUUGCCAUCGAACGCGUUUGCACAAACUUUAGCCAGCCUAGACGAGCGAAGAUGUUCAGUGCCUCCCUCUCCAGACAUUAGGACGGAAUCCGCCGGAGCGUCUGCCUAAAUCUGCGGGAUACUAACUUGUCUCUUUUCUCUUUUUGAUUCUACAUCUUCGCUCCCCCCCCCUCCCCCUCCAAAAAUACACUCAGAUCCUCGACUCAUCGAUCAAUUAAGAAUCAAUCAUCGUGAUUAACCGAUACGCAGUGCGAGUGAAGAGACGCCAUAGUGACAGCACAGCAGGCCCACCCAGUGUGCGGUCCAGUACAGUACAGGUUCCUUUGAAAGACGCGCGGCACCAUCUUUGACCAAGCGCUGCCAGCAUGGAUUCGUUCUUCCGGCUGCGUCGGUCGUCCCACACGCCCGCGUACAGCCAGGGCGGCCAGGAGCCGCUGAUCGUGGUGGAGGAGUCGGAAAACAAUGAGAAGGAGGAGGAGGCAAGCAAUCAGUCGUCCCAGCGCCAAAGCCUGGACAUCGAGUCGCCGGAGAAUCCGUACUUGCUGUCGCCCUGGCGCGAAACGCGCAAACACUCGCUGCCGACACCGCCCUGCACCAGCGGCAUCACCGCCAGCCAGGUGCGCCGCCUGUCCGAGCGGGGCGGCGAAGGGUCGGGCCCGUCGCCCCGCGAGCAAGCCUUCCUGGCGACGCUCUACAGCACGCCGGCCCCGCAGCCGGGCGGCCGGCGCCACUCGGUCGUGACGAUCAGCCGCGUGCCGCCCACCAUGUUUGGCCGGAACCGCCGGGAGUCGAUUGCAGCGCUACCGGCUGGCCAGCGCUCGAACGCAAGCUCCCGACGCGAAAGCAAUAUCGGACCGCCGCCAUCGACGGACCACCGAGGUAGUAUACACAAUUUACAGUUAGAUAUAAUGGAUGAUAUAGUACAGGCUAGAAAAGCGCGCAUGAAGCUGUGGAACACGAGCAACGAGCGUGUGUGCGAGGUGCAGACGCUGGACGAGGCCGGCACCGGUUCCAGCUCGCCGAUGCGCUACACCAACCGGCGCUACUCGGACUUUGUCGGUACAGCCCUGCCCCCGAUACAGUCGUUCCGGCGCGCCUCCGAGAUGCCGAUAUCGCCCUGUGGCGCCCCACUCGUGCCGGGCAGCUCGUUCAACGCGUCGGCCGCCACCGGUGCCACAGCCGCAGCCGCCGCCGCCGCCGCCGCAGCCGCCUCCCCGGGCACCGACGCCGCGUCCCCGAAGCCGAAAACGAAGAUGGGUAUCGUGUGCACCAACACUGAUCUGAUAUCUCUCUUAUCGUCUCUAGCCUCGUCUGCGACAGAGAUUAAUCGAUGUGGCGAGAAAGAGCACCCUAGCCCCCUAGCCUCCCACGCGUUUCCGCUCCGGUCGGCGGCCAGGAGCCCGACGGCGGGCCCGUCCGGUGCAGCCGGCGGCGCCGCCGCCGCCGCCGCCGACCCGCCCAAGAGCAAUCUGCAGAAGAAUCGCUCCAACAGUUUUGACAUUUCGCUCUACCAGAAUAUCAAGCAGCUGGCGACCGGGGGCGGCAGCGGUGGUGGUGGGUCGGCCGGUCCGCCCGACGGGCUCGUCGAGUCGGGCUGGUUCGUCAAGCGCCACCAGCCGAUGGCGCGCCGCAAGUCCGCGUCCCGGUCGCCGAGCGCGACCGUCACGUUCGCGCGCGAAACGUUCGACAAGCUGCGGGAGGCCGGCGCCGGGCCCGCCCACAAGGAGGAACCGAAGCCGAAGCCGAAGGAGUCCCGCUCGCCGCUGAACAAGCUCAAGUGGGACGGCCGGAGCGCGAUCGUGGACGCGCGCAUGAUCGGGCACGCGAUCGAGAACUUCAUCACCGGCUCGUCCUCGUCGUCCGCGUCGUCGUCGUCCGGUGGCAAGAAGUCGUCCGCCGGCGGGAAGGAGGGCGGGACCGGCCGGUCCACCGCCGGUGCGAAGAAGUCGGUCACCUCCAGCUGGUUCGGCAAGGCGGACGAGGACGAGGACUCGAACGACGCGUGCGACUCGUCGCUCUGCUCCACGCUGAAGGAUCUGUUCGUGAAGUAAGGUGGGGCGUGCGGCACCGCACCCACUACCCCGAUACACCGAUACCCCGCAUGCCGGACGCCCGCGAACGGAUGAGGCAGCCGUCACACCGGCGCGUUGACCCGGCUGGACCCGCAACAGGGUCGCCAAGGGCCGCUCGCAUACGUUCGGGGCACGUUCCGGCACAGAUGCCCACCGAUUACACGCAAGCUAGCAGUGAGCAGGAGAUAUAGGUGUGAGUGUGUGUGAAUGCGAGUAUGUAUGAAUGAUUGUAUGUGUGCGUGUGUGUGUGUGAAGAGGACGACAGCAGCGAUCGACAGGAGGACGUGGACGGCGCACACAAUUAACAUUAACCAAUCCCACCAAUGUUAGCAUAGCCUUUUUGGACAUCUACCGAUAUCGUGAACAAGUUUUACUAGGCUAACGGAUCUACUUAAGCAUGUUCGUACGUUGUGCAUUCUCUUAGAGUACUUGUUGUAUUUUGUUGUUGUUGUUGUGUCGGUUCACAUACAAUUUUUCUACGCAAACUCAACACGACUCGCUCAUAGCAAUACUGUUACCACCGUAGCGCGGUGCACGCGAAAAAAUGGGAAGUUGGUACGUUGCCAAAUGCAAAUUCCUAGCAAGGAUCGUACGAUUGGUGGCAAGUUUUGUUAGUAAGCUCUAGCACUGUUCCGUUCCGAUCUGCUCCAUUUCCCAUUUAUUUAUCCUUGCAAAAAAGAGUUCCCUGCAGUAAUCCCCAGUUGUUUCUGUCCAAUCCCAAAGCAUCUCUCGCAAUGUCCGUUAAGCCCAAAUAAAGUCCUCUCCAAAUUCCUUUGCUGGGGAAUAUUGCCAACAAUCACCUACAGAUCUUACGAUGCUGUGAAAUCCCUCCAUACCUUAAGGUCUCGCGAAUAUGCCACGAAUUCCCAGAUACAGGGAUCACGAAUGUCUUCAAUAAAACAUGAAAAUGUUAGAAACGUGCUGGGAAUAUCGCAGCAAAAUCUAUUUGUUGAAGGUACAACUCUACUUCUCCAAUGUCCAAAUGUGUGUCGGAACUAUGUCUGAAGCAUAGUGCAGCAAUGUCCGCGAUCCGCUAAUGACUUUUGAAGUCAUCGUGCCCGCUCUGGUUUACUUUCAAAAAGGAAUGUUCCACAAAUGACUUCAGAGUGCACGAAGAUGUUAGGGACGGCUAUUUGUUAAGGGUACAACUCUAUUUCUCCAAUGUCCAAAUGUAUCUCGGAACUAUGUCUGAAGAACACUUCAGCUAUUUCCGCAAUGCGCUACAGGACAUCGUGCCCGCUCUGGUUUACUUCCAGAAACUCCACAGGAAUGUUCCACAAAUGACUUCAGAGUACACGAAAAUGUUAGGAAUGUCUAGUUGUUCAGGUACAUCUCUAUUUCUCCAAUGUCCAAAUGUAUGUCGGAACUAUGUCUGAAGAACAGUUCAGCAAUGUUCACGAUCCGCUUCUCGCCUUUUGAAGUUAUCGUGCCCACCAAUAUCCCAAUGUUUUAUAAUAACUAUCAGUACCAGAAAAAUCCCGAUGUUUCGAUGCACUCGCUUCCAAACUAUCCAUCGCUUCCAAGUUGGAAAGAUCGAAUGUCCACACUAUCCGGACCAUUACUUUUCUGCCAUGUCUUCAAGUUCCAGUGUAUCUAAAUAAUGGUUCAUUAGUCUCUUAGCAGUAUCUCACUCAUAUUCCAAGAAUGUCCGGAGAAUGUUUAGUUGUUUCUUUGAGCCUCCCUUAUUAAAAACGCCCCAAGAAUAUUUGAAGAAUGUCCUCUGGAAUGUCUCAAUAAUGCCUAUAUAGUAUCUUAGCAAUAUUAUAAGAAUGUACCGAGAAUAUUUCGUCUUUUUAGUGAGCUCCCUUACUAUCUAACUCCAACACUCCCAAGAAUAUCUCAAGGAUAUAUCCUAAGAAUAUCUCAACGGUAACCAACUCUCAUUCACAUCUAGUGGAUAUCCCCUAGCAUACCCCAACAAUAUCCUAACACUAACCCAACCAUGUCCAAUCGUUGCAGUCCAAUUCUGGUGCACCUUAAACCACCGGAUGCGAUUAAAAGCACGAUCCCAGCGCCAGAUCUUCCUCUUCCUCCAUUCCCUCCAUCUACCCCCAUUCUCCGCCCCAUUCCAUACCAUACUUCCCCGUGCCCAGCUUAGGUUUGGUUUUUGGCCUGUUUUUCCUCGACCGUAAGAGGUACAUUCGCAAACAAACGGGUUACGUGAGACUAAAGCAACAGAUACUGCGAUACUGUAAAACGUUUCGAGAAUCCACCACCACCGUACAAACAAAAGUGAGGGAAGAGGGAGGUGGAGCGAGUGAGGGGAGUUGGAGGUACGCCAAUGUUUUUGUUUCCCCUCCACCCCCCCCCCCCACCUCCGAGAGCAAUUUUGCCCCACCUCACCCAAUCCGAUCAGACGGUGCAGCUAAGAGACGGGAAGGGUGGGGAGGGGGGAGCGUUCACUGUACAAGGAUGUUUACAUCUGGUUUUUUGCAAAAGCGUCCUCACAACACUCCUAGAGACUGUAGAAGUACUUUGUAAGUGUCUAAAAUGGAAAGCAAAACAUUAAAGCCAGAACAGCCCGGAAGACAUUGAAAUGGCCUCAAGAUGGCGCCAGAGGUUCCAGGGGGAGGGGAGGAGUGAUUAUGCGAGAUAAUAUACACACGGGGCAUUACCUGUCACUACCAUCUUCUGCAGUCCGUUCCACGCAGGUGUGCUACCUUAGACGUUGCGUCAACCGUUGCGUUGCGCUUCACCUGCGCGACACCUGCGCGACACCGAACACCGACGAAAAUGGUAGCGAUUGGUGACGCUUUACCGCGAGGGUUAGAGCCACCGCAAAACGGUUAGAGCCACGUAUUGAUGCCUCCUAUGUGCGUAUGCAAAUCUGUUGUGACCAAAUCGGUCUCAAUCCUUUUCCUUAAAAAAAAGCAUCACCAGAACGGAAGCAGUUAAAAAAGCGCAAUUUCGCACUGUGAGCGUAAACAGAGCAAACUAAAAUACAAACAAACAAACAAAAAAAGCAACAAAAAAAAACAACUCCCCCGGGAAAAGGUCGUAGCGCGUUCUGACACUUACUAACUAAACAAAUAUACGAGUUUUACCUUCUUUCUUGGGUGUGAUUAAACGUAAGAAACUGCAUCUCUUAAUCCGACAAUCGUGACAUAGUUAGCAGAGAGAAAGGUCCCUCGAUGUAAAACAAAACCCAGAACAAAACAAAACAAAACAAAAAAAACACACCCACCGGGUGGCAAAUUGUGGUUGUUAUAUAAUACUGUAAACAGAAAGAUUUGAUAUUGCUAUUUGUAUACACGCGUGGCAGUAUGAUCAUGGAUCACGCGCACCGUGCCCACCGUGUCUGUCUGUAUGUAAGUGUGUGUGUGUGUGUGUAUUUAAGAUGUUUAAGGGAAAAAGGGGGAGGAAGGAGAGGAGGGGAAGAAUGGGAGGGUGGGGAAGAGGGGGCGAAGAGCAGGAAGUGGUAGUGCACAAGCGUUCCGAACAGAGGUUUAACAUUAGCAAUGCGUGUGUCAAUAGACGUUUUUGGAACUACUUUGUUCGUUACAACUUUCUACUACAUAUCCGGAACCGGUUCCGUGACAUAUCCAGCAACAUAUAAAAAGGCAGACAAGAGGAAGAGGAAGAAUAAGAAAAUGCCCACGUUCCUUUUAGCACAGCAUUGAUUCCAGUAACCCUGUAAGCGUAACUCGUAGGAACGGACAAAAAAAAAAAACACAUAUAAACAAUUACGACACUUCCUAUUGAUGUGCGUUGCCGCGUAAAACUAAUUCGCCGACCGCGACCCCACUCUUAACAAAAGUGUGUGUGUGUGUGUUUUUUGGUCCCCUCCCUCUCCCACUGCCCCUUUUCGCCAACCACUGAAGAAGCGUGAAGCACGUCGCUGCCGUCGCGCGACAAACGACAAAAACCACCGAAAAAGGCCCCUAAGGCGCUACCACCAUUGUGCUGUGAGCGGGCGGGCUAGAUAGAUAGCGGUUUAGUUUUUGGCUUGCGCAAGAAAAACCCAUUGUGCAGCCCCGAGCCCCGAACCGCCUGUAUAAAUCCGCUCUAACAAAACCAAAAAAAAAAAAAAUAACGCCCCCCAAAAACGAGAAACAA